Molecule: messenger RNA, 1271 nt
Organism: Kogia breviceps (pygmy sperm whale)
Lineage: Eukaryota; Metazoa; Chordata; Mammalia; Artiodactyla; Physeteridae
Gene: CXHXorf38
Product: chromosome X CXorf38 homolog
Source: RefSeq, a predicted model, not a curated record
CUCCGCCCCUCGCCCCGUGGCCCCCGCGACUGGAGCCCGGCAUGGUUCUCUCUGAGCUGGCUGCGCGCCUCAACUGCGCCGAGUACAAGAACUGGGUGAAGGCGGGCCACUGCCUGCUACUGCUACGCGGCUGCUUGCAGGGCUUCGUCGGCCGCGAGGUGCUCGCUUUCCACCGCAGCCUGCUCGCCGCCGCCCCCGGCCUGGGGCCCCUCGCCGCCUGCCGCAGCGGCUCGCGGUGCAGCCCGCGCGCCCGCCAGUUUCAGCCUCAGUGUCAGGUGUGCGCAGAGUGGAAACGGGAGAUUUUGAAACAUCACACCAGCAGAAAUGGAGACGUCCACUGGGGAAACUGCCGGCCGGUCCGCUGGCCGGUCGACGCCUGGGAGGUGGCCAAGGCCUUCAUGCCCCGAGGACUGGCAGACAAAACAGGACCCGAGGAAUGUGACGCAGUUGCUCUUCUAAGUCUCAUCAACUCCUGUGAUCACUUUGAGGUUGAUCGAAAGAAAGUCACAGAGGUGAUUAAGUGUCGUAACGAGAUCAUGCACUCUUCAGAGAUGAAGGUAUCUUCUGUGUGGCUUCGAGAUUUUCAGAUAAAGAUCCAAAAUUUUCUGAAUGAAUUUAAGAAUAUCCCAGAGAUUGUGGCGGUAUACUCCCGAAUAGAACAGCUGUUGACAUCUGACUGGGCUGUUUACAUCCCUGAGGAAGAUCAGCCAGAUGGGUGUGACUAUGAAACAGGAGUUUACCUGAGUGAGCACCAAGUAAACGAGAUAGAAAUGGAAUUACUAAAGGAAAAACUUCAAGAGCUAUAUCUUCAAGCAAAAGGACAAGAGGUGUUGCCUGAAGAGAUCUUAAAUCAACUGGAAGUGGUGAAAGAAUUUCUGAGAAACAACGAGGAUCUUAGAAAUGGUCUUACAGAAGAUAUGCAGAAGCUAGACAGCCUCCAUCAACAGCCUCAAAAACUGGAUUCGAAGGAACCUAGGGCACAGACACCUGAAGGGAAGGCCUGAAGUUGAUCUUCAACAAAAAUAAGGCAUGUUCUGUGAAAGUCAGCCGGGCUUCCAUCUCAGCCGUCCUUUUCUGUGCAAAAGGGAAAACUUACCCAAGUACUCCACUCAAACAAAAAGGAAUUUGUGUCAUCUUUUCCUGGACUUUCCUUUAACUCUUUGGGAGUUUUGUGGUUUUUUUUUUUUUUUUUUUUUUUUUUUUUGACAUUCCUAAGCUUGGUGUUAUGUGAUCUGUACCAGCCAAAAAAUAUUGGAUACUCUUGUGCCAAA